AUGGCCUGGCUGAAGAGAUUGGCUGCGCUAUGCGGCUUGGCAUCGACCUUCACUGCCGUUUUGGGACAAGGGAACUCAACCGAUUGGCCGUUACACGAAAAUGGUCUUACAGAUCUCGUACAGUGGGACCAUUACAGCUUCCACGUCAACGGGCAGAGGUUAUUUGUCUUUUCCGGAGAGUUCCAUUACUGGCGUUACCCCGUCCCAGAACUAUGGAGAGACUUACUUGAAAAAGUCAAGGCAGCUGGCUUCAAUGCCUUCUCCAUCUAUAAUCACUGGGGGUACCACAACCCCACCCCUGGCGUCUUGGAUUUUGAGUCCGGUGCUCACGACUUUACUUCUAUCAUGACACUCGCGAAGGAUCUCGGCCUCUAUAUGAUCAUCAGACCUGGUCCUUACGUGAACGCCGAGGCUAACGCUGGUGGCUUUCCGCUGUGGGUGACAACUGGGGCAUAUGGCGCUCUGCGAGACAACGAUACGAGAUACACCGAUGCCUGGACACCAUACUUCUCUGAGAUUUCACAAAUCAUUGCCCCUCAUUUGAUCACCAACGGCGGCAAUGUCAUCCUGUUUCAGAUUGAGAACGAGCUGGGCAACCAAUGGACCAACAUCAAGAACAAGACCGACAAUCCUUCAGCCCAGCAGUACAUGCAGCUGCUAUCGGACGUAGCUCGGGAUAACGGCAUCGACGUUCCACUUACGCACAACUUACCCAAUAUGAACGGCUACUCCUGGUCCAAGGAUUUCUCAAAUGCAACUGGAAAUGUGGAUGUCGUGGGUCUAGACAGCUAUCCUUCUUGCUGGAGUUGCAACUUGAGCGAAUGUACCGGAACCAAUGGGAAAUAUGUUGCUUAUCAAACUAUCAACUACUAUGACUACUUCACAGUGCAGUCACCGACGCAGCCAAACUUCAUGCCAGAAUUUCAGGGGGGGUCAUAUAACCCAUGGGGCGGUCCGCAAGGCGGAUGCCCUGCGGACAUUGGUGUUGACUUCGCCAAUCUCUUCUACCGCAAUCUGAUAUUUCAGCGCGUCAGUGCUAUCUCACUAUACAUGCUCUUCGGCGGUACUUCUUGGGGUUGGCACGGUGCACCGGUAGUUGCAACGAGCUACGACUAUUCGUCGCCGAUAUCUGAGAACCGCAUUAUUGGUAGCAAGUACUACGAAACGAAACUACUGACCCAAUUCACUCGAGUUGCAAAGGACCUUGCCAUCACGGAUCGUCUCGGAAAUAACACGGAUUACUCGAGCAAUUCAGCGAUCAGCACGUCAGAACUCCGCAAUCCUGAAACAGGCGCUGCAUUCUAUGUAACUCAGCACGCUGACUCUACAUCAUCCACUGUUGAGACGUUCACCCUUAAGGUGAACACCUCUGCUGGCUCUCUUACCAUCCCUCAAUACGGGAGUGAAAUAACCAUAAAUGGACACCAGUCGAAGAUACUGGUCACGGAUUUUGCCUUUGGGGCAAAGUCUCUCCUCUACUCGACUGCCGAAGUGCUCACAUUUGCCAUUAUUGACGGCAAGGAGACAUUGGCUCUGUGGGUCCCAACUGGGGAAUCUGGAGAAUUCACUGUCCAAGGCGUCAAUGCUGCGAACCUGGCAGCGUGCAACGGCUGUGCGAACGUGAAUAUCUAUCCCGGAGAAACCAAUGUGACAAUUUCCUUCCUCCAGAACGCAGGUAUGAGUACUGUCGAGUUGGGCGAUGGGUCUCGCAUUGUCCUCCUCGACAGAUCGGCAGCGUAUCUAUUCUGGUCUCCAAGCCUCGACAACAACCCUCUUGAGGCUGGAAACAACACUAUUCUUGUACACGGGCCUUAUCUUCUACGAUCUGCACGACUAGAGGACCGCAUCUUGAAAUUGACCGGCGACGUGGCUAACGCAACCGCUGUCACGAUCUUUGCCCCGAAGUCGAUAUGCUCAGUAACAUGGAAUGGCAAGCCAGUCGAACUCACAUCAGCCAGAUCAGGAGUUUUGACAACUACUGUUGGUGGUGAGGCGCACUUCUCUCUUCCCGCCCUUAGUGGCUGGAAAUACAUGGACAGCCUACCCGAGAUCCAAAGCAACUACUCAGCUACCAGCAAAGCCUGGGUUGCUGCGGAAAAUACUAACACCUCGAAUCCGACGCCUCCGGCACCGAAUAAUCCUGUCCUUUACGUUGAUGACUACGGUAUCCACGCCGGCAACCACAUCUACCGCGCAACCUUCUCCACAACCUCAGAUCCUCCCACCGGCGUCUUUCUGAAUAUAACUGGUGGUACUGCCUUUGGCUAUUCAGCGUGGCUCAAUGGGAACUUCAUUGGUUCGUGGCUCGGGUUGUCCUGGAUCGACUUGCAAGGAACCACAUUCUCAUUCUCAAAUGCCACACUCAAUACCGAUGGAGACAACACUCUGGUCGUCGUUAUGGACAACUCAGGCCAUGACCAGCGAAGCGCUGCUUUGAAUCCUCGUGGCAUCACCAAUGCCACGCUGGUUGGCCCCGGCACCUACUCCUUCAGUGAGUGGAAGAUCGCGGGUACGGCCGGUCGCCAAGACCUGCUCGACCCGGUACGUGGGUCGCUGAAUGAAGGCGGGCUCUAUGCUGAAAGAGUUGGACUUCACCUUCCCGAGUACCCUGGCGAGGAGUUGGUAAACUUGGAUGCAGAAGGCUCCAGUCUGUUUGUCCCCGGCGCUGGCAUUCGGGUCUUCCGCGUUGUUCUCCCAUUGGCCGUUCCUGCCGGGCUUGACGUAUCCAUCUCCUUUAGGCUCACUGCGCCCUCAAACGAGACGUUCACUUCAGAGCUCGGCUACACAAACCAGCUGCGCGCUCUCCUCUUCGUCAAUGGGUACCAAUACGGACGCUUCAAUCCGUAUAUCGGGAACCAGAUCGACUUCCCAGUUCCACCAGGCGUACUGAACUACAAUGGCGACAAUACGAUCGCUGUGACUGUUUGGAGUCAGAGUGCAGAGGGUGCGGAGAUGAAGAUCGAUUGGAACAUUGAGUACGCCCAUGAGAGCAGCUACGACAUGCUCUUUGACGGUGCAUAUUUGAGACCAGGAUGGAGCGAGGAUAGGUUAGAGUGGGCUUGA
Molecule: messenger RNA, 3063 nt
Organism: Neoarthrinium moseri
Lineage: Eukaryota; Fungi; Ascomycota; Sordariomycetes; Amphisphaeriales; Apiosporaceae
Exons: 15
Coding region: 1-3063 (1020 amino acids)
Biological process (GO): carbohydrate metabolic process
Cellular component (GO): vacuole
Molecular function (GO): beta-galactosidase activity
Source: RefSeq, a predicted model, not a curated record